This is a messenger RNA of Rhizophagus irregularis DAOM 181602=DAOM 197198, 213 nucleotides long. NCBI's taxonomy places the organism in Eukaryota, Fungi, Glomeromycota, Glomeromycetes, Glomerales, Glomeraceae. The record is from RefSeq and is a predicted model, not a curated record.
CCCGACUUCAAUCCAAUUGAACACCUCUGGAAUGAAAUGGAUCGUCGUUUAAGACGUUUAGAAACACCUAUUAGAACACAGGAUCAGAUGUGGGAUGCAAUACAAAAAAUAUGGGUUGAGUUAAAGAAUGAUGUGUGUAAAAAGUUGGUUGAUACUAUGCCAGAUCGUAUAAAUGAUGUUAUUAGAGCUAAUGGAGGUUAUACAAGGUGGUAA